AUGACUCUGCGCCAGCCGCCGAAAAAAGCCGCUGCAGCGACCUCAUCAGGACAAGGGAAAGCCGCAAAGAAGAAGAAAUGGUCAAAGGGAAAGGUCAAGGACAAGGCUCAGCAUGCUGUUGUGCUCGACAAGGCGACCUAUGAUCGUAUCCUCAAGGAUGUCCCGACAUUCCGCUUCAUCAGCCCCGCCAUUCUCAUUGAACGUCUCAAAAUCAACGGUAGUCUUGCUCGUGUGGCCAUCAGACACCUUGAGAAAGAGGGCUCUAUUCGACGGAUCGUCCACCAUAACGGACAACUCAUCUACAUCUCAAUAGGAGUUAGUCUUGUGCGCAACUGGAGAGCCGUACGAAGUGGCAUCAGCAAUGGACAAGUCGACCUCUCGCUACUCUUUCGCGUCUUUUGCUUUGGGUUCUACGUUUUCAUCGGGCUCAUACUAAGCUUCGUCUCCAUCAAGGCUCCCAAAUCUCCCGUUCCGGACCUAUGGCUGGCUUCUGUAGGCCUCUCCGUCGCGUUAAUCUUUGGUACACAAAGAAACGUUUUACAAGCGCUCCGUUUCUGGGACAAAACUCCUCGUUGGCAAGAAAAGCGCGUCGACCUUACGACUUGA
Molecule: messenger RNA, 606 nt
Organism: Serendipita indica DSM 11827
Lineage: Eukaryota; Fungi; Basidiomycota; Agaricomycetes; Sebacinales; Serendipitaceae
Source: the annotation of a GenBank genome assembly